Molecule: messenger RNA, 1600 nt
Organism: Cicer arietinum (chickpea)
Lineage: Eukaryota; Viridiplantae; Streptophyta; Magnoliopsida; Fabales; Fabaceae
Source: RefSeq, a predicted model, not a curated record
UGGACUAGAAGCAAUGUGACCGCAGAGAAUCCAGAUCUCUAAUGUUAGUGGUUCUCCAUCUCUCUUAUUAUUACCCUUUCAUAUUCUUAGCCUCAUGUGAACAUUAAUCUUUGUAGUAGUAGCAUGUUAGCAUCUAAACAUUUAGUGUCAAAAAAUUUAUAGUAGAUGGAGGAUAAUAUAAUCAAGAGAUGAAUGAAAAAAUAGAAACCAAAGAUCACAACCCUCAAAUUCUCAACCCUAAAGAAGAAUCACCAAGAAAACACAUUAUUAUAGGUAGUGGAGGGGAGAGACUUAAAAGAGAUGAAUGGAGUGAAGGAGCUGUUUCAACACUUCUUGAAGCCUAUGAAUCAAAAUGGAUACUUAGAAACAGAGCAAAACUCAAAGGACAAGAUUGGGAAGAUGUUGCAAAAUAUGUUUCAUCAAGAUCAAACUCAACAAAAUCACCAAAAACACAAACACAAUGUAAAAACAAGAUUGAGUCUAUGAAGAAAAGGUAUAGAUCAGAAUCAGCUACUUCAGAAUCUUCAGCUUGGCCUUUAUAUUCUAGACUUGAUCUUCUACUACGUGGGACAGGACAAUUAUGUUCUACAAUUCCAACACAACAUGUUACAACAACACCUUCUCAAUUGCAACAUGUAAGUAAUAAUAAUAAUAAUAAUAAUAAUAAUCAAGGUUUGGUUUUGUUGGAACCUUCACUUGUUGUGUCACAAGGAAUAGAAGAAGGUCAUCAACCACUAGCUCCUAAUCUUGUUUCUAAUCCACUACCUACAAUUGCUCAAAACUCAAAUGGAUCAAAUGGGGUUGAUAAAUUAAUCAAGGAAGAUGAGUUAGAAACUAAAUCAUCUGACCAUGUAGCUAACAAGAAUCCACAGGACACAGAUAGUAGCACGCCUGCUCUUUACAGCGAAAAAGACGAGCGAAAAUGCAACAAAAGGAGAAAGAAAACAGAGAACAACAACAACAGACAAAAGAAAGAAGCAAUGGGAAUAGCAGAGAGCAUAAGGUGGCUAGCAGAGGUUGUUGUAAGGUCAGAACAAACAAGAAUGGACACAUUGAAAGAGAUAGAAAAGAUGAGAGUCGAAGCCGAAGCGAAGCGAGGCGAAAUGGAAAUUAAAAGAACUGAAAUAAUUGCAAAUACACAACUAGAGAUUGCUAGGAUCUUUGCAAAUGUUAAUAACAAAGGUGUUGAUUCAUCAUUGAGAAUUGGAAGAAGUUAAUGGUAUGUAUAGAGUUUUCAAAAAUGAUUCAUAGACAUCAAUUUUCUUUACAUAUCUGACAUCUGGUUAUCACGUGGAAAAUUUUGAUUAAUUCAGUUGAGUAAAUGUUUAGUUUAAAUUAUAUUUAAAGUUGUAGUUAAUCAUUAACUACAAUUUUGACAAUAAAUUAAAUUAAAUAUUUACUUUACUGAAAUAAUUAUGUUUUUUUUUUUAUACUCACCAAAUGUCUCAUAUGUCAGGGAAAAAAAAUAAAUAUUUAAAUAUCAUUAUUGAAGAGUUUUAUGUUUAUCACAACUCUGUAAUUUAUCUAACUAGGGAAGAGAACAUUGUAAGACAAUAAUUAUCUAUACUAAUUCACUUCAAUUGUAGAUUGUUAAUUGUAA